AUGGAGCAGAGUGAUGAGGAGAACAGAUCUGGCAACGAGAGCGACUAUGACGGCUGGUCUGAAUACGUCUCUGGUGGUCCUCGACUCACCACCUUGCAACACCAGAACCCCUUUCGAUGGAGCAACACCAGCGCCCACCAGCACCUCCGACUGGAUGGCGGAGUCGAGAGGAUCAUUUUGCUUGAGACAGCUCGCAAGAUGCUGUCAGAAGGUGGUGCUCGAGCCGCAUACCGUGGUGUCACGAUGGGGCUGACGGGCAUGUUCCCGUAUUCGGCCAUUGUCAAGAGAACAUUCGAGCUUCUGAAGACGACCUACGUCCCUGCUCGCGUCUUCGGAGGCGCGAUACGUCGGCUCCGGUACAACCACCAAGGGCCGCGGUCCGUGGAAACGGCUGCCAGCAUCGACCGAGUACAGGCUUGGUUGAUCUCCAACCAACCCAUCAAUCUCAACGGAGACUCGAGCACCUUGUCCAACUCAUGGAAUAUCUCAAAGGAUGGCUUACAAAGGUCGUAUCUGAUCCCACAACGACACUGCGUGCGGUUUUCACUUUCUAUUCAGAGGUUCUCACUCUCCGCCUCGUGUAAAGACCUCGGUAUACUGGGACUGGCUCGUCAAUCCCGACCAUGA
This is a messenger RNA of Anthostomella pinea, 627 nucleotides long. NCBI's taxonomy places the organism in Eukaryota, Fungi, Ascomycota, Sordariomycetes, Xylariales, Xylariaceae. The record is from the annotation of a GenBank genome assembly.